Molecule: messenger RNA, 2852 nt
Organism: Arvicanthis niloticus (Nile rat)
Lineage: Eukaryota; Metazoa; Chordata; Mammalia; Rodentia; Muridae
Source: RefSeq, a predicted model, not a curated record
UCCCGGCCCACUGAUCCUAAUAUGGAAUGCAGCAGGAAACCCACGAUUUCCUGACACUCCGCAAGCUGGAGGAAGCGAGGGGGGGAAACUCCGUUUAAAAGCCCUUCUCUCCUCCAUAUUAGCUGUGUGGUGGAAAACCGGGCAGGAGUUAUCCAAAUCCCACCGUGUCAUCAGCCUGGCUGGGGAUGGGGAGGGUAGAGUGAGACUCUCACGGGCUGCUGAGACUUCUAGACUGCCAGGAAGUCCCGGGAAGUCUUUGGAAAUGAGAGUUCCUUAACUCCGGCACUACUCCAACUCCACUUCUUGGUACUGGGAGAAAGGGACAGACCUUUUCAUCUCUCCUCCCAGGAGUGCCUUUCUUCUCCAGCAUGGUGAGCGGCGGGGCUCCUGUGUGUCUGGGCUGUGCCUGGGAAAGCCGGGCCAGCCACAGUCAGGCGGCCUGAGCUCCAGCCUGGGGCCGGUGUCACCGCUCCAUGCACUGCAGAAGCCCCAGCAGCAGCUGCGGGAGCCACCAACAUGAGCUGCAGAGAGGGGACUGACAGCAGCUGCGGCUGCGGUGGGCGCGACGAGAACAGGAUCCUGAAGUGCGUGGUGGUCGGGGACGGCGCGGUGGGGAAGACCUGCCUGCUGAUGAGCUACGCCAACGACGCCUUCCCGGAGGAAUACGUGCCCACUGUGUUUGACCACUACGCAGUUACCGUGACAGUGGGAGGCAAGCAGCACUUGCUUGGACUGUAUGACACCGCAGGACAGGAAGACUACAACCAGCUGCGGCCACUCUCUUACCCCAACACCGAUGUGUUUCUCAUCUGCUUCUCUGUCGUAAACCCUGCCUCUUAUCACAACGUUCAGGAGGAGUGGGUCCCGGAACUGAAGGACUGCAUGCCUCAUGUGCCCUACGUGCUCAUUGGAACCCAGAUUGAUCUUCGAGAUGACCCCAAAACCUUGGCACGGCUGCUGUACAUGAAGGAGAAGCCCCUCACCUAUGAGCACGGUGUGAAGCUGGCGAAAGCGAUCGGAGCGCAGUGCUACUUGGAAUGUUCUGCCCUGACUCAGAAGGGUCUCAAAGCGGUUUUCGAUGAAGCCAUCCUCACCAUUUUCCACCCCAAGAAAAAAAAGAAAGGCUGCUUAGGGUGCCAGGGCUGCUGUGCAAUUGUCUGAAGUUGCCUGAGACCCAUCGCCCCGCCAUGCAAGGGUAUGGAGGGCAGCCAGUCUCUGUGACCCAACUCUAGCCAAAAAAGAGGGCGUGGCCAGAAAGGAAUUCCUGCAUUCGAACGCUUGUUCCGGAGCCCUGCCAACUUCCCAGCCCAGCAUCCUGUAAGCCACUGCCACAGCCUCAAGCCAGCUAGACCAUCCACACUGCGCAUGGAGAAUGCAAAGCCACGUUCAGACCGUAUGUUGUUGAGGUGUUGGAAGCCGAGUGAGGAUCCGUCUGGUAUUUCACAUCUUCCCUCUCACGGUUAUGAACCAACGGGAAGUCAUGACGAGAAAACCAAGUACUCUGUCCUGCACUGGUGGCCUUAGUUCAUGUCCUCACCAAACUUGGGAAUACAACACCGACAUUUUUUGUUCUGAGUCUGUUCUUUUACCCAAGCACCUUUAACACUCAUUUCUAUUGCAGUUCCCUGAUGUCAAUCACCUGAGCCUUACAAAUCCACAUCAAAACAGUCGAAAGACAAGCUGGGUGGUGCUCACGCCAACUGAUAGUGGAUCUCUGCCAAUGUUCUUAGAGCUGUCAUGUACCUCUGAAUGCCUAAUUACAAAAAAAAAUUUUUUUACAGCUUUUAUACACUUACAGACCUAUAAUGCGGUUAACCUUUUUGAAAGAAAACAUCCUGUAAAUUAUUCCAGCUCCUCAAGUUUAGCCAAAGGUCAUCUACAAAUGCUUCAGGUGAUGAGGGUCUGCUCUUGCAAAAUCCUACCGUCACUCAAACCGAAAGUGGACUGUCUUGGAAGAAACAGUUUUCAACUUCUCAUCUAAAGCAUUCAGGACAAUAAUACAGCAAAGCCAUCUUCUCAGUUUAGGAGAGUGGGCCUGACCCGCCUUGCUCACACAACGUCUUUACUCUCUUUCUGUUCUUUUCUGUUUUCUCCAGAUCUGUGUGUUCCUCAGUCAUAGCCUGACGAGAGAGAGAGAGAGAGAGAGAGAGAGAGAGAGAGAGAGAGAGAGAGAGAGGAAGAAGAAGAAGAAAAAAAAGAAAAGAAAGGUGAUUUUUUAUGGACACCAGACAUUUAAAAAAAAAAAAAAAAAAGAGUUCCAGAGUCCUUCAGGGUCAAAGUGCCUCAACUUUUCUACUUGCUUUAGGUGAAAGCACUACUCAGCUUGUCUCCAUAUAAGUUUCUAUUAAGGAUGAUUUCUAGUCUCAGCCAGUAAGUGGUGAAGCUCGUCCUCCAUUGAACAUUUGGGAGAAGGCGUUUGGCCCUGAGCAGGAGAAGCUCCCAGUGAGGCAUCCUGCAGGAUGCAGGAUGGUACAGGAUGGUACCAAACAGCCAGGGACAAUCCGUGUUUUCAUUAGAGGUUGUGACUGUGAAGGCUCCUGCUUGUUUGCUUUCAAACGCCCUGGAAUUACCCAGGGAAGCUGAUUUAUCUUUUUUUUUUUAACUUUAUUACAUCAGUAAAUCAUAUCUUAGCAAUAAGAAAUUAUUUCACUUUUUCUAGAUUGAAGCGCCCUCUGUUAGGAAAAAUAAAAAUCUCAAUCUUUCCAGUCUUUUCUGCUCUUAGAAGAACCACAGAAGAAAAUUGUAUGAUAUGGGUCUUCUUAAGUUCUUCCAUGACACCCCUUCAAUCUUUAGGAGGGGUUGGUUGGUUGUCUGUUGUUUAGAAUUUCUGAAAUAUAUUUUUGCUUCUUCUA